AUGGAGCAUUCAAAUAAAAAUCAUGAUGCAACAGUCGAAGAAGUACCCUCUGAUUCUGAUUACAUUCGCGAUGAGCAAAAUAUAAUGGUAAUACCAACUGCCGUAGAUGAUACAGACAAACUCAUACGAUCGAUUACGUGGCUGGAUGCAUUUUGGGUAGCAAGUGGUGUACCUGCUCUUGUUCUUUUUUCUAUUGGUGCUAUCGCUGCAACUGUUGGAAAUCCAUCUUGGUUUGUUUGGACACUCUCGAUCAGUAUUGGUUUUUUGCAAUCAUUUAUCUACGCUGAAAUCGCAGGACUAUUCCCAAAUAAGUCGGGUGGUGCAUCAGUUUACGGAGCUAUUGGCUGGAUACGUUAUGGUAAGGUGUUGGCGCCAAUUUCUGUCUGGUGCAAUUGGUUUGGUUGGUCACCAGUAUUAACUAUUGGAACUGGACUAAGUGCUGGAUAUAUUCUCAGUAUGUUUGACUCUAAUGCACUGAUUAAUACAUGGCAAUUUAGAAUAGUUAGUCUUAAUUUCAUUCAAACAGAUCUAUCAAUAAGGAUCAAUUCAACUUUUAUUAUCGGAGCAAUAUUGAUGCUAAUAGUCUUUGCUAUACAACAUCGAGGCAUUCUUUCGGCUGCUCGCGUUCAAAUGUUGUUUGCUAUCUCGUCACUACUACCCCUAAUCAUUUUGGGUAUAGUACCGCUCUUCCUCGGUAAAAUAGAUACUAAAAAUUUCAUUCCAUUCGCACCACUUAUGCGAAAUGCAACAAAUAAUAUCACUACUGGAAGUUGGGAUAAAGCAGGCAUAACUUCAUUUGCUGGUGGUAUGUUUAUCGCUGCCUGGUCGGCCUAUGCAUUUGAGACAGCUGUCUGUUACACAAGUGAAUUCAAAAAUCCAGGAUCGGAUACAUUCAAGGCAAUAUUAUCUUCCGGUUUAUUGUGUCUGUUCGUCUUUUCAUUGAUUCCAUUUACAUUUCAAGGGACACUUGGCCUUAAAAGAAUGCUCGAUCCAGGCAUCUAUAAUGGAAUGGGAGUUGCUAAGGCAAUGGCCGAGAUGAUCGGAGGCGUAAUUCUAAUGGGGAUAUUUACUGUAAAUGAUAAUAUCAAUUUUUAUUGUUAA
Messenger RNA from Rotaria sp. Silwood1, 1101 nucleotides. The record is from the annotation of a GenBank genome assembly. Lineage: Eukaryota; Metazoa; Rotifera; Eurotatoria; Philodinida; Philodinidae.